ACCAAUUGAAUUUUCAUCAUGUGCAUAAACGUUUCUAUACGCCUCUCCUUAUCCCAACGUCAAAUCCAGAAACUUCCAUCUAUUUUAAAUUUCAUCAUUUGUGUAUGUUCCAGAAAUGGCUGUAAUGUUUUAUACAAAACGUGAACCUACAAAUAAAAGAGAAUAAACACAUGGCCAUAAGCCAUUUCAAUUCAUUUCCUCGGUUCCUCCUCCACCCUCCUUCCCCGCAUGUCCAUUAAUAAGUCUUUUCAACUUUUGUUUGAACGCCAAAAUUCUUGUGGUCCCGUUUUUAUUUGCUUCAGCCGAUUUCCUGUUCAUUCCUUUGGUGAAUUCUGCUGAAUUUUAAGCGCCUGUUUCGGAAACCCUCUCAAAAUCUGAGAACCAAUUAGCCGUGAUAUAUAUUUUUCUGCUGUUGUUGUAGAUUUAUUUUAGAAAACCUUUUUUUUUACCUUUUUUUUUGGGUAUUUUUUGUAUAAAAAUUCAUCGCAGAGCUCUUGUUUCAGCCCAACCAUUGCAUGUUUUAAAUAGUGGUUGCGAUUGGAUUUUCUGUGAAAUUAUUUGGAUCAGAAGCCCUAGAUCGGAUCCCAGAAUUAGUUAGCUGCAACUAUCGAAUUUUAUCUCUUCGGUGGCAGGAUUUUCCGUAAUUUUCUUUGCAACUGCUAAUCGAUUCAUAAAGUAGGAGAUGACGAUAGAGUCGUUUUCGGGGAGCUCAGGUUAUCUGAGAGGUAGCGAUGCAAAGAUUACAUAUUUUAGCAAUUCCUAUGUGUUGGGGUUGACUGUUGUCGCUGGUAUUGGUGGCCUGCUCUUCGGCUAUGAUACUGGUGUUAUAUCAGGAGCACUUCUGUAUAUACGGGAUGAUUUUGAGGUAGUUAAUCAGAGUAACUUUCUACAGGAAACAAUUGUGAGCAUGGCUUUAGUUGGGGCCAUGAUUGGAGCUUCAGUAGGGGGCUGGAUAAAUGACGCUUUUGGGCGUAAGAAAGCUACUCUAUCUGCAGAUGUUGUGUUCACAAUUGGAUCCAUUUUCAUGGCGGCAGCCCCAGAUCCAUACGUACUUAUUUUUGGUCGCCUGUUGGUUGGCCUUGGCGUCGGUGUUGCAUCUGUGACUGCUCCUGUGUAUAUUGCGGAGGCUUCCCCAUCAGAAGUUAGGGGUGGCCUAGUCAGCACAAAUGUCCUUAUGAUCACUGGUGGACAGUUCCUUUCUUACCUUGUCAACCUUGCCUUCACUGAGAAUUCUGAAGUAGCAAAUUGCAAGUGGCUAAUGAUGUUCCACCAACUGAAAAUGGUUCCUGGCACAUGGCGUUGGAUGCUUGGUAUAGCUGCAUUGCCUGCCGUUCUUCAAUUUUUUCUCAUGCUAUUUUUACCCGAGUCUCCUCGCUGGUUGUACAUGAAGAAAGACAAAUCAGAAGCCAUCGUUGUGCUUUCGAAAAUUUACGACCCGAUGAGGUUGCAAGACGAGGUCGACCAGCUGGCAGCAGCGCUCGAGGAAGAGUGCCAGAGAGACACUCGUGUCAGCUAUUCUGACGCUUUCCAGCAGCUCACCGGCAUCAACACUGUAAUGUACUACAGCCCAACAAUCGUCCAGAUGGCGGGUUUCCGCUCGAAUCAACUAGCUCUCCUUUUAUCCCUCAUAGUAGCUUUCAUGAAUGCUCUCGGCACAGUCCUCGGUAUUUACCUCAUCGACCAUGUGGGCCGUAAAAAGCUGGCGCUCAGCAGCUUAUGUGGCGUAAUAAUCUCUCUUGUUCUCUUGGCUGCCGCCUUCAUCCUUGAGCCAUCGGGAGAUGGGCUCAACUCGCACUACUACGGCUGGCUUGCGGUAUUGGGCCUAGGACUGUACAUAGCCUUCUUUUCGCCAGGGAUGGGCCCAGUGCCUUGGGCCAUCAAUUCAGAAAUAUACCCGGAAGCUUACAGAGGGGUGUGUGGGGGAAUGUCGGCUACUGUGAACUGGAUAUCGAACCUUGUGGUUGCACAGAGCUUUCUGUCGGUGGUGGAAGGUGUGGGGACGGGGCCAACUUUCUUGAUAUUUGGGGGUGUGGCUGUGGUGGCGUUUGUGUUUGUGGGGGUUUUGGUUCCAGAGACUAAGGGGCUGACGUUCGAGGAGGUGGAGAAGAUGUGGAAGGAGAAGGCUAGUAGAGGGUUUGGGUCUGCUGUGGGGGAGAGGCUGCUGAUGUAAGGCUAGGCUCGGGUGAUCUGGUUGAGUGUCUAUGCAGUGUAAUAAAUGUGGGUUUUUGUUUGGAAUUGUUGUAUAUAUUUUGUAUUGUGGGGGUGCUCUGAAUGUUGUUACAAGAUGUUUUAGGGGGUGAUUGGAUAUGAAUUCAACUAGUAAAAAACUAGUUUUUUUUAACUAUAGUUAAGUUUGAAAAAAAGUAGUAUGGUUAGUUGU
Striga asiatica is the source of this 2380-nucleotide messenger RNA. NCBI's taxonomy places the organism in Eukaryota, Viridiplantae, Streptophyta, Magnoliopsida, Lamiales, Orobanchaceae. The record is from the annotation of a GenBank genome assembly.